Polistes dominula (European paper wasp) is the source of this 1152-nucleotide messenger RNA. RefSeq lists its product as uncharacterized. Gene Ontology annotation, molecular function: odorant binding; olfactory receptor activity. Lineage: Eukaryota; Metazoa; Arthropoda; Insecta; Hymenoptera; Vespidae. The record is from RefSeq and is a predicted model, not a curated record. Gene Ontology annotation, cellular component: plasma membrane. Gene Ontology annotation, biological process: detection of chemical stimulus involved in sensory perception of smell; sensory perception of smell.
AUGACAAGUCUAAAUCCAUCUGACAUCCUUCAAAAUCCGAACGAACAUUUAAACAAAUAUUACAAACAAGAUUACAAUUACAGUAUCGAAUUAAUACGUUGUGUCAUUUUAUUAUUAAUCACCGUAUGCAGUAUUUACACGUUCAUAGAUUUGCACGAUUUUAAAUCGCGAAUUAGAAUGACCGGUUCAAUAAGUUUUUUCAUUAUGGGAUUUAUAAAAUAUACUUCAUUGUUAAUUAAAAAAACUUAUACCAAAAGUGGUAUAGAUCUUAUCAAAAUGGAUUGGAAAAACGUUCGUUAUAACGAGGAUCGUCAAAUCAUGUUAGAUUAUGCUACAUUUGGUCGUAGAUUGAUUAUAAUUAGUGCACUUUUUAUGUUUGGUGGUUCAUCAAUGUAUCGUUUUAUCGUACCAAUUUCAACCAAAAUAGUUGCUGAUAAUAUUACGUAUAGACGUUUGGUUUAUCCUAUACCAAGUAUAAUGUUUGACGCUCGUCAAAGUCCCAUCAACGAGCUUAUGAUCGUUAUUCAAGGUUCCUUAGGAAUGGUUGUUAAUACAAUAACUGUUGGUGCUUGUGGUAUUGCUGCUGUUUUCGUUAUGCAUAUCUGUGGUCAAUUAGAGGUGUUGAUUACCUGGUUAAAAUAUUUAAUAGAUGGACGUGUCAAUCAAAAUGAAAAUAUCAAAGAACGUUUGGCUGAAAUUGUUAAGAAACAUGUACAAUUGUUAAGUUUUAUAUCGUUAACAGAAAAUUUGUUAAAUGAAAUAUCCAUAGUAGAAGUAUUUGGAUGUACUUUAAAUAUGUGUCUUCUUGGUUAUUAUACUCUUCUCGAUGGUAUAAGUGAUCCUUUACGAACUAUGGCAUGGUUUACACUGCUCAUAUCAUUUGGCUUUAAUAUUUUUAUAUUUUGUUAUAUAGGAGAACUUCUUACGGAACAGUGCAGAAAAGUUGGUGAGGCAUCUUAUAUGAUCAAUUGGUACAGAUUACCUGGAAAGGAAGGUUUGGCCUUGAAAUUAAUAAUAUCGAUGGCCGCAUCAUCCGGAAGAUUUUCUGCUGGAAAAUUUAUUGAAUUAUCUUUAUCCAGUUUUGGUGACGUGAUCAAAGCAUCGGUCACGUAUUUAAAUAUGCUACGAACAGUCAUUUCCCGGUUAUCCUGA